Messenger RNA from Echinops telfairi (small Madagascar hedgehog), 627 nucleotides. It is a transcript of the gene RPL28, whose product is annotated as ribosomal protein L28. Gene Ontology annotation, biological process: translation. Gene Ontology annotation, molecular function: structural constituent of ribosome. Gene Ontology annotation, cellular component: cytosolic large ribosomal subunit; ribosome. The record is from RefSeq and is a predicted model, not a curated record. Bases 1 to 588 code for a protein of 195 amino acids. NCBI's taxonomy places the organism in Eukaryota, Metazoa, Chordata, Mammalia, Afrosoricida, Tenrecidae. The transcript has 4 exons.
AUGGGACUCGGGGCGUUCCCGGCCUUUCCGAAACGCAGCCGAGAGGUUCCGGAAACUCCCGAACCGUCCUCGGGACGCAGCCUGUCCAGCCGGGGCCCGUUUGGCGGAAUGAGCCGACGGUGGGCGGCCUCCGCGGCGCGCGCAGAACGGAAGCGGAAACGCGUGUGCCGUAUUAAAGGCGUCGCCCCGCCCUCCGCAGACCUCUUUCCGUCUCCGGCCGCGCUCGUCGCCGUCCCUGACAUCUCUUCGUUCCAGGAGCCCAAUAACCUGAAAGCCCGCAACUCCUUCCGCUACAACGGGCUGAUACACCGCAAGACGGUGGGUGUCGAGCCCGCUGCCGACGGCAAGGGGGUUGUGGUGGUCCUGAAGCGGAGAACAGGCCAGCGGAAGCCUGCCACCUCCUAUGUUCGGACCACCAUUAACAAGAACGCCCGGGCCACACUCAGCAGCAUCCGGCACAUGAUCCGCAAGAACAAGUACCGCCCUGACCUUCGCAUGGCUGCUAUCCGCAGAGCCAGCGCCAUCCUACGCAGCCAGAAGCCUGUGAUGGUGAAGAGGAAGCGGACUCGCCCCACCAAGAGCUCCUGAGCACCCCUGGCCCAGAGCAAUAAAGAGAUCUACCCUCCA